CCGACGCCGUAAUGUAGCGCAUGCGCGGUGCGGCCGGAGCCGGGAGUCUGAAAGACACAAUGGCUGCCAUAGAUAUUAAUGCGGAGCGGGAGAAAAUCCAGCGAGAGAUUGAAGCUCUGGAGAAGAGCUUGGGCCCCGAUGUUGCAACAAUUGAUGUUGUUGUAUCGGAUUCCAGUCUGGAUUCUGAAGAUGAUGAUUUUGAUAAUGAAGAUAAUUUAGAUGGAGAACUUCUAAAGGGUGAUGUUGAAUGGGAAGAAGGCAGUGACAAGGCAGAAAUGUGUUUACAGAUGAACCUGGUGUAUCAAGCAGUCAUUGAAGAGAAAAUUCAGGAGGUGGAACUUUUAAUCGCCCAGAAUAAGGAACAGCAGGAAGAGCUACUAUGGCAAAUUGCAGGGCACAAAGUAAGCAAAUCAGGAGAUAACAGCAAAACAUGCCCGUUUCUCUACAUGGGACAUUUCAUGAAGCCAUAUUUUAAGGACAAAGUGACCGGAGUGGGCCCUCCAGCUAAUCCAGACAUGCACGAAAAAGCAUCACUAGGAAUAAAAUCCUUUGAGGAACUUUGCCAAAAACAAUGGAAGAGCCAGGAUAAAAAAGAUCUGAGAACCGCUGUGAUAAGCGAUAACUUACAGAGGAUGCUUCAGCCCAAACUUUUAAAGCUGGAAUAUCUACAAAUGAAGAUGGACAGCGAGAAGGACAUCAACAAACAGAUUUUGGCGAAACAGAUCUGUGAGACCGAACGUGAAAUAGAUGAUAUCAACCAGCUGUCCGAGGACGUCUUAGUUGCAGAGAGAACCGCCGAGCAUGACUGGGAGAAGAUCUCCAAUAUCAACUUUGAAGGGGCUCACAGCGCAGAGAAGCUGAGAAAGAUCUGGCAGAACAGUGAACAUCCUCACAUUUCCAAGAAGGAGUGGAAAGAGGAGGAAGUGACCAAACUGCUAGAAAUAGCGGCUAAGCAGAAGUACGUCAACUGGCAGGCGAUCACCCAGGAGUUAGGGACGAAAAGAACUGCCUUCCAGUGUCUACAGAAAUACCAACAGCUGAACAAGGAUUUCAGGCGGAAGGAGUUUACCAAGGAGGAAGACGACAUGCUCACGCACUUAGUACAGCAAAUGAGAGUUGGAAACCAUAUCCCUUACCGCAGAAUUUCUUAUUUCAUGGAAGGCCGGGAGCCUAUGCAACUCCUAUGUCGGUGGUCUAAAACUCUGAAUCCUAGUCUGAAGAGAGGCAAUUGGUCCCCAAGUGAAGACGAGCUGUUGCUGAAAGCGGUUUCUAAAUACGGGGAGAAGGACUGGUACAAGAUCCAAAACGAGGUUCCAGGAAGGAGUGACGUGCAGUGCAGAGAAAGAUACAUGAAAGGGCUCCAUGCGGAUUUAAAGAAAGGCAAGUGGAGUGUGGAAGAGAAGAAUAAGCUUUUGGAGCUGAUUGAAAAACAUGGAGUGGGCCACUGGUCAAAAGUCUCCUCGGAACUUACUCACCGGACUGGCUCUCAGUGUCUGAGCAAAUGGAAAUCUCUGAUGGGUUUCUUUAAAAGAUCUCCCGGGAGGCAGAGAAAGAAGAAAGCCGUGAUCGAUGCCCGUGACUCUGAUACCAGCAGCAGUGGCAGCUGCAGCGAGGAAAGCGAGUCAGAUAUCGACAUGUAUGCGGAGGAGGUGGAGGAUGAGGAGGAGAAGAAGAAGAAGGUAGAUGUAAAGGUCAAGAAACCAGUUGUCUACAGAAUAUCCAGCUUAGAUGAAUGGGUUCCAAGUCAGAAAAACCUGGAUGAGCCCAAGAAAACCCACAUGAAGCAGUCUGGGUCCUUCAUAGGCGAUGCCAAAGCUUCCAGAUUGAUAGUACAUAGGAAAGGCAAAGAUGGGUCUUUUCAGUUCAACACUAUACUGAAAGGCAUUGCUUACCCCCACUCCACGGACAACGUGAUCGAAGAUGCUACCGAGUUCCUGAAUGAGGCGGCUGAAAGUGGUCGAAAUAUUCUGCAGAUCGGAGAGGAGGAAAUCAGAAGGAUUUUGAGAAGAAACACAAAACUGCGACAUGAAAAGCAGGUCCACAGGGCUGAAUUAAAACUGUCUGAUUCUUCGGAGGCACUGUGCAUUGAACUGGAGACCGAAGAGGGAUCUAAGAAACAAGAUUCAUCCCCACACCGGAGAUUAGACAAGGAUACCAUAGACAGAAGGUUGCUUAUGGCAGUCACUCCAUGGGUGGGUAACGUCUUCCUUCCACUCUCAACAAGCCUUGGAAGGCCAUGUAAAAAGCCAACAAAAGCAGAUAUGUUGAGCAAAAGACUCCACACUAUAACUCUUACAAGUACUCCAAUUUUUACUUUCUUCAUCCAGUUCUUUCAAAUAGAUGCCGAAGGCUGUCUUGAAAUAAUCCGAGCCAGAAAAUCACAACAGGCCUAUUAUCUUCGCAAAAGAUCACCUAAUACUCCACAAGGAGCGGGACAGAAUGAUCCAAUGUCCCCGCACAGCUUGUUAGCACAGACAUUGAAUGGUCUCAACCAUUCUCCCAGGACUCCGAGUUCUCGCCGGGGAAGGUCAAGCAGUUCUUCUGUAAAGGCUUUGGGCCCUGUACAAAAACCCAAAACUGUUUUUGAAUUGCUGAAGGAGAAAAGAAUGCGAGAGUCUAUGAGUAAGAAAGCUCAAAAUGCGCCAGCCCAGCCUCCGAACACGCCAGCCCAGCCUCCGAACACGCCAGCCCAGCCUCAGAACAUUCCAGGCCAACUGCAAAACGUAAUCCUUCCCCAACCUAAUGCAAUUCAACCAAACACCAACACAGCAGGUCAAACUGUGCCAUUGCCACUAAGUUCAUCCCCAGCACUGAGAGGAGUAUGGCCAGUAAUGCCAACUUCACCAGCACAUCUUCCUCGGCCACCAAUAGCACUGAUGCCUACAGUGGUAGGAAACACCAAUGUAAAUAACACAGCAAUGCCCAUUACUUGGAUUGUUACACCACAAGGCCUGGUGCCAUUGCAAGUGCAAACUUUAGGCUUGACGCGCUUAAACCCAACCAUUCGAACUGUGAGUCCAGAAUGUACCCCUAUUUUAGCAACAGGAUGUAUAACUAAAGCACCUGUAGCUAACCUGGCACCUUCUAUGACUGCAGAGACAAAAGCAGAAAAAAAUGAUGACCUGGGUUCCUCUACUUUAAAAUCGGGAGAAUCCAACAGUUCAGGGAGUGUUCUUCCCUUGGCUGCUCAAGCGUCUUCAAACAAGAGCGUUUCAGGUGCAGCUAAAGUUGUGCCGUGCUCAUUUUCUCCAACGUUUACAAUAGUCCCAACCCCCAACUCUUCUACAUUUACACCUUCUCCACCAGUAGCUGGUCCUCAUUUAACCAUGGCUCCUUCCCUUAGUCCUGUAUCCAACAACCUAAAGGUCCAUUCUGUUGAAACAAGCAAUCUGCCAGCUUUGGUAUCAAGUACAAGUCCUAAUACAAUGUUAGCUCCUUCCUCAACUCCUGCAUCUGACAACCUAAAGGUCCAUUCUAUUGAUUCAAAGAACCUACCAGGUCUGGCACCAACAACGAGCCCUGGAGUUCAAGGUGGGAGGAUUCUUCCAACAGAUCUGAAAGUCAAGAUCGUGAGUGCGUCAAAUCUUACAAAAGUUAGUCAGCCUGCCAGUUCUAACACCACCCCAAAAACACCUCUUAGCAGCUCUGAAAAAAAUGUUUUGGAUUUUACCCUUGUAGCCUUGGAAGAUACAGCCGCAGUGAAAGAAUGGAUUAAGGGUACCAAAGGCGUGGAAAUACCAAACGCAAAAAGUAACAUGGCCCAUUUACCACCUUCUGUCUGCACGCUUAAGACCUUAUCUCGACUUCUGGUAGAGAAGAGGACUUUGGAAGAGACUGCCUGUAAACUGUUGCCUCCAGUGGAGGGUAAUAAGGAGAAAAGUACACACAGGCAGAUUGACAUGGUCCAAGAAUUGGUCAAUGAUAAACUAAAGGAUAACCCAGCAUUCCUCUUGCUCAAACAGCGUUUCCUAUCAGCCUUCACUUUAUCAGGUUUCCUAGCGACUCUUCCUCCCUGUCAAGGCAAGAAAACCACGGACGACCCACAAGUGAAAUCUGGGAGCAGGAACGAUGACAUAGAUGAUUCCACUGAUUCGGACGUUGAAGACGAAGAAGAAGACAGAACAGAGGACGUGAAAGAUAUUCCUCAGCAUAGCCCGUCAGAAGGACAGGGAGAGUUCAGUGCACAGUCGCACGGCCCAGCUUCAUCUGUCGACAACGUCGCCUCACCAGACUGUAACGUAAGACGAACGCGGAAAAGAGCCUAUCCACAGAAGUGGACGUGACGGGUGUGGAAUUCCGAGAUCUCUUCUCAGAGUAUUAUCUUCGAGGGAAGUUAUAUGGAUCGAUGAUUAUAACAUCCAUUCCAGUGGCAACAUUUCAUCCUAUCCAUAGCUCGAUAGAAAUGAUGAAGAAUUCUGCAAAAAGCUAAACGGGCCGUUGUGGCUCAAACUGUACCCUGACAUCUGGCCUCUCCUCACCAGGAGAUCACGUGGCCAGUCCCAGGCUUAUCUGGCGGUGGAAGGGUUGGCCAUCAAUGACAUUGGCUUCAAGAGCACUUAUCAUUAUUGAUGUUUAAUACAUCACCUGGUAAAUAGACAAUCAGCAAAGCAGAGCGAGAGUACUAACUGAUUUCAGGAGAUGAGCUCUUCAUGCUGUGUGAGUUUAUUGUAGAGCUCUGGGUACAUAGCUGCCUGUGUCAGCGUAAUAUACACCAAUAUUUGCACACUCUGGCAGAAUGCUCGUUGUUACUGUGUAUAUCUCUGUACUCUUGAAAAAAGGUAAAACUACACACGGAAUUUACGGCAGAUUGCUACAAAGGAAUGAAUGGCAAUAGUGUUAUGUUUGUUUUUUCUUAAGUCACAUGAGAGCUUUUUCUAAACGCUACACGAGUGCUUCGGACGCAUUUGACUUGUAUAAUUUUAUAUAUUUCUUAAAAGCAGAGAGGACAUUAUUUAUCUUGCGUGCUCAACAUCUUCAUAUAGCCAGGUGUGUGCAGCUAAGGUUACAGACAAGAUGAAAGUGCUUCUAUCUUCAGUUUAUACGUACAAAAUGAAGAAAGAAGAAUUCUAUUUUUCUCGCGACUUGUGUGCGUCAUAACUUUGUAAAAGACUCAAGUUGUUGUUUUUGGGUUUAUUUUGGUACCUUACAUUUCCAAAACCCGUUGAGUGCUUCAGUUAUAUAAUAUGUUUAUAUACAAUGUGAAUAUUCUACAUUCCUGUGGCCAUUUCUUUAUAAAGCCCAGUCUGUGUAUGUUAUUUCAAUCUGUGUAUUUUUUCCUAUGUAUACCAAACACGGCUAUUUUAUUUUUGCUAUGGUCCAUGUGCUGUAAUGCUGACUCUUUGCCAGUGUUCUUAUAUCGCUUUCGAACUUUGUAUAUUAACCCGUCCCGUUUACAACACAGACCUGCCAGAGAAAGAGUUGAUCUGUUAUUUUCUACCUGAGAUUUGGAUUGCUGUUUGAUUAAAAUAGUGGAUAUAUUUUCUCAGUUACAA
This is a messenger RNA of Pelobates fuscus (common spadefoot toad), 5492 nucleotides long. RefSeq names its product small nuclear RNA activating complex polypeptide 4 (gene SNAPC4). Lineage: Eukaryota; Metazoa; Chordata; Amphibia; Anura; Pelobatidae. Bases 21 to 4283 code for a protein of 1420 amino acids. Gene Ontology annotation, cellular component: snRNA-activating protein complex. Gene Ontology annotation, biological process: snRNA transcription by RNA polymerase II; snRNA transcription by RNA polymerase III. Gene Ontology annotation, molecular function: RNA polymerase III type 3 promoter sequence-specific DNA binding; RNA polymerase II cis-regulatory region sequence-specific DNA binding. The record is from RefSeq and is a predicted model, not a curated record. The transcript is spliced from 24 exons.